Molecule: messenger RNA, 865 nt
Organism: Durio zibethinus
Lineage: Eukaryota; Viridiplantae; Streptophyta; Magnoliopsida; Malvales; Malvaceae
Product: late embryogenesis abundant protein At1g64065-like
Source: RefSeq, a predicted model, not a curated record
ACAGAAUGUAAUCCCAUUUUCCAAGUAUAAAUCUCCAAGCACCAAGGUCACACAUUCUAAAACUUGGAAAUGGCCGAGCAAGAGCAGGCAAAGCCCUUAGCCCCGGCUGCCUUCCAAACUCGCAGCGACGAUGAAGAACGCUUGUCUAUGCAAUUGAAGUCGAAAAAGAGAACAUAUAUCCAGUGUUGUGGCUGCAUCACGGCGCUUUUAUUAAUUCAAGCCGUGGUAAUUUUAGUCCUGUUUUUCACAGUAUUCCGGAUACAGGACCCGAGGAUCUGGUUGAAUUCUGUAACAUUCAUCCAGCGUCCGGAGUUUUUACCAAACGGAAGUCUCAGGGCUGAUGUGAACGUGACACUUCUAGUUGAUUUUUCAGUGAAGAACCCCAAUGUGGCAACCUUCAAAUUCAAUAACAGCACCACGUCGAUUUACUACCGUGGGAGGGUGGUUGGCGAGGGCACCCAUCUCCAAGGGAAGGCCAAGGCGAGGCGUACACUGCGAAGGAAUGUGACAGUGGAAAUUGUUCCUGAGAAAAUCCUGGCUGUUCCAAACUUCCUGAGCGAUCUCAUUUCCGGGGCAUUGAACAUAAGCAGUUACACCAGAAUUUCAGGCCGGGUUAAGAUUUUGAAAAUUAUUAAGAAAAACAUUGUGGUGAAAUUCAAUUGUUCCAUGACUUAUAGACUUUCCGGUGUAGACUUUCAUGGACAGAUGUGCAGGCCAGAACUUGAUUUCUAGAGUCAUUUUUUCCUAUGAUGAUUGUUGAAUUUAUGUUAGAUAUUUAGAGCGCCUCAAUCCUAAUUGUUGUAUUUCUAUAAUAUUUUUUUCUCCUAUGAAAUUACCUAUAAAGACAAAGGAGUAAUUUAAAAAA